GAAGUGAAAGAGAAGCUGAACGAUGGUGAAGGUAGCAACCUACUUUGCUAUGACUUUGGGAGCUUUUGUGUUCUGGCAAUCCAUGGAUAAAGUCCACGUCUGGAUCGCUCUCCAUCAGGACGAAAAGCAAGAAAGACUGGAAAGGGAAUUGGAAAUUAAGAGGGUUAGAGAAGAGCUGCUGCAGCAAGCCAAACAAAGGGAGACUCAAGCAUGAUCUACUCGAUUGAUUUUCUUGUACCCUGGUUUCCCUUUGUUUCCUCUACUUCUGAUUUUGUUUGAGCAUAGCUCUCUUGAACAGUCUCAUGGUUCUGGAAUAAUUUAACUUGGCAUUCAUGGGAUAGCUAAGUUUUGUCGUAUGAAUGACUUUGUGUAAGAUUUCGAAAAUGAUAUCAUAUUUUUCAAUGUUAUAGUGACGCUUUGAAAUGUUAAUUACCUUAUGUUCAGGCACA
Molecule: messenger RNA, 449 nt
Organism: Prunus persica (peach)
Lineage: Eukaryota; Viridiplantae; Streptophyta; Magnoliopsida; Rosales; Rosaceae
Exons: 2
Coding region: 23-214 (63 amino acids)
Source: RefSeq, a predicted model, not a curated record